CCUCAGCGAAGCCUCGCGAGAUCUCGGCCCCGCCCCGAGCGCCUUUGCCCGCUCUCGCGAGAGCCGCGCCCUUUCUCUCUCUCGCGCACGCCGGCAAGAUGCCUUCCAGGCUAAGGAAGACCCGGAAGCUGAGAGGACACGUCAGCCACGGCCACGGCCGCGUGGGCAAACACAGGAAGCAUCCUGGAGGACGUGGUAAUGCCGGUGGUUUGCACCAUCACAGGAUUAACUUUGAUAAAUAUCACCCUGGUUACUUUGGGAAGGUGGGCAUGAGGCACUAUCACUUGAAGAGGAACCAGAAGUUCUGUCCCACUGUGAACCUGGACAAGCUGUGGACGCUGGUCAGCGAGCAGACCAGGCUCAACUACGCCAAGAACGAGGCCGGCCUGGCCCCGGUCAUCGACGUCGUGCGCUCGGGCUACUACAAAGUGCUGGGCAAGGGGAAGCUGCCCAAGCAGCCUGUCAUUGUGAAAGCCAAGUUCUUCAGCAGAAGAGCAGAGGAGAAGAUCAAAGAAGUUGGUGGUGCCUGUGUGCUUGUGGCAUAAAAGUUUUUGUUUUAUUCAAAUUUUUUGAAUAAACAAUGCAUAAAAUGA
Serinus canaria (Common canary) is the source of this 593-nucleotide messenger RNA. RefSeq names its product ribosomal protein L27a (gene RPL27A). The record is from RefSeq and is a predicted model, not a curated record. The transcript has 5 exons. The coding region runs from base 99 to 545 and encodes 148 amino acids. Lineage: Eukaryota; Metazoa; Chordata; Aves; Passeriformes; Fringillidae. Gene Ontology annotation, molecular function: structural constituent of ribosome. Gene Ontology annotation, cellular component: cytosolic large ribosomal subunit; ribosome. Gene Ontology annotation, biological process: translation.